Molecule: messenger RNA, 960 nt
Organism: Fibroporia radiculosa
Lineage: Eukaryota; Fungi; Basidiomycota; Agaricomycetes; Polyporales; Fibroporiaceae
Exons: 4
Coding region: 1-960 (319 amino acids)
Biological process (GO): L-proline biosynthetic process
Molecular function (GO): pyrroline-5-carboxylate reductase activity
Source: RefSeq, a predicted model, not a curated record
AUGGGUAUCGCGGUAACCUCAGGCGUCCUUGCCACUCUGGACGCCAAAGCAGCCGCCGCCGCUCCUAUCCAGCACGCCAAAUGGGAGUCUCACACUCCUGGAACCACUACUCCUCGCGGGCUGGAGGAUGAAACACUUCCAUCUCAAUUUAUAGCCUGUGUGACCCGGGAAGAAAGCGCGAAGAGGCUCAGAAACGCCUUCGCAUCCCCGAAUGCUGUCGGAUGUAGAGUGGAGGUCCUAGUGUCACAGAAUGUGAAGGCCGCCCAAGCGUCCAAUGUCAUUUUGCUGUGGUGGGUCUUCUCGUCCGACCUUUCCCCCUGUGGUUUACCUUCUGCUUCCGUUAGCUGCAAGCCUCAGCAGGCACACGACAUCCUCAAUGAGCCCGGUAUGAAGGAAGCACUGGAUGGGAAACUGCUGAUCAGUAUUCUUGCCGGAGUGACGAUCGCUCAGAUGUCAGCUCUGGUCUACCCAGCUACAAAAGUGAUCCGGGCUAUGCCUAACACUCCUACCAAAAUCCGCGAGGGAAUGACCGUGGUCAGCACCCUCCCGCCGUCGUCCACGUUCGAGAUUGACCGCUCGAUUAUCUUGAACAUCUUCUCAUCCAUCGGACGGUGUCGUUUCCUCGAAGAGAAACACUUUGAUGCUUGUACCGCACUCUCUGGCUCCGGCCCUGCCUUUGCAUGCAUAUUUCUGGAAGCUAUGGCAGACGGAGGAGUGAUGAUGGGCUUACCCCGUGCUGAGGCAAUCGAAUUGGCUGCUCAAACUUUGCAAGGAGCUGCCCGUAUGACAUUAUCGGGAAUACAUCCUGCACAGCUGAAGGACUCUGUUACAACCCCGGGCGGUUGCACAAUUGCUGGCCUCCUCGCAUUAGAAGACGGCAAAGUACGGUCUACCAUCGCCCGCGCUAUUCAAAUUGCGACUGAGAGGGCAUCGGAACUCGGCCAACCCACAAAGCAUUGA